AAGCACGCCGUCUCGUGUGGCGCGCUUUAGCAGUAUUGUUGUUUUCUUGGAAGGAGUCCACAAGUUUAUGAUAAACUCAUAACUCGACUGAACUUUGGGGAAUUCUCUUCUAUACACUUUCGCUUUAAAGUGGAUGUCGACGAGCUCGAAAGCGACGCUGGAAGUGAGCAGGUCGAGUUGACGAAAGCUUCGAACACUGUAAGGGAAAGUAGUGGUUAGACGCCCCCCGUGGGCUUUAAAGUUGUGCUAAGAGUAGCACCACUUGCUAGCGUCAGCAGCAGCAGUUACACCGCUCCAAAGUGUGUCCACUAUGGCGACGGCGGCUGCUUGUCAACCACGACGUGCCUUGGUGGAAAUACCUGCUCCACAGCCCAAAAUUGAGGCUGGAAUGAGGAGGUCCUACCUGGAUAUCUUACGCUCCCGUUCGCCUCCGUCUCCAACCCCGAGGGACAAAAACACUUCCACGUCCAACACCGGCCCGGCUCAGUCACUGGAUUUUGCCAUUGAUGGCGAAUGGAGUGGGAACGUCGCCCAGUGUAAGAAGAUGGAUGAAAGCCAAGCACCCAUGUCUGAGCGGCAGCUCGUCCAAUUUAUCAGAUCCCUCAUCUUGGUCGAGCAGCGCCAAGAAACCAGGUUUCUGACCUCAGGUCUGAAGUAUCUUCAAGAUGAUUUACAACUCAAGAAGGCGAAUGUUUAUAGGUCCAUUCCGUACUCCCGCUUUGGCUCCAACAGGGAUGCUCACUGCUACAGAAAGGCAUACCCCCACCUUGUGGCGUUCAAAGUUACAUGUCAGGAGUGGGGCCAAGUUCUUCUACAGAACAAAGAGUGGGAUGCUGUGUUAGAACACACCCUCUUGGCGUGGCGUUAUACCAGCGAACUGCCACAGUGGGACAUGGCAAGCCACAACACUCUGCGAGACCGGUGUUACAGCAUCAUGGCAACGCACAGCCUCACUGCGCUCCAGCACCACUGUCCAGGACUAAGAAGAGGCCAUGAGCUGCUAAGGAGAAUGAAGAUGGCUCAGCUGCACAGCCAGUCAAUUGUACCUUGUAUUCGUGAGCUGCAGAGGAUUAUGGGAUGCGAUGACAACUCCAUGGACUUACAAUGACUUGAAGACUGACAGAAUGACUGAUUUUGAUGAUGAUUUUUGAUGAAAAUUGUUUGGGUUUUUUUGGAAAAAAUAUCCAAAUCGAAAAUAUGGAUUGCCACAAUACUACAUCACUGUUACAUAAUUUGACAUUUGCCAAAACUACCCUGAAAUUCCUCAAAAGUGUUUCCCACAGUGUUUUCUUUUUAGAUCAUCACUUAGGGCAUUGCGAUGUGCUUGAAUAAAUGCAAUAGAAUAUUUUUUUUUUAUAACUUUGCAUUGGCCAUUUUAGAAGUACAGUGUACUCAUUUUGUAUGUGUGAUAUAUAAGUGUCCAUUCGUGUUUGUCUUGACUAGUUAAGUUUGUUGUGUUACUGAUUGCACUGGUGCUGUUCAACCUGGAAACUUGAAAAAUAAGAGUAUUUAAAUAAAGUUAUUUUCUUC
Messenger RNA from Phycodurus eques (leafy seadragon), 1530 nucleotides. RefSeq lists its product as uncharacterized. Lineage: Eukaryota; Metazoa; Chordata; Actinopteri; Syngnathiformes; Syngnathidae. Bases 311 to 1108 code for a protein of 265 amino acids. Gene Ontology annotation, cellular component: nucleus. The record is from RefSeq and is a predicted model, not a curated record. The transcript is spliced from 6 exons. Gene Ontology annotation, biological process: nuclear protein quality control by the ubiquitin-proteasome system; proteasome localization.